This is a messenger RNA of Lactuca virosa, 1105 nucleotides long. The record is from the annotation of a GenBank genome assembly. Lineage: Eukaryota; Viridiplantae; Streptophyta; Magnoliopsida; Asterales; Asteraceae.
CAUCUUCUCAGUUUUCUCCCACCGCCUUAUCUUCCUUCUCUAAUAAUAUCUCUUUCUUUCUCUUGCUUUCUGGAUGGUUCCAUGUAUCUCUUUCUCCUUCUCGGUUUUCUCCCACCGCCUUAUCUUCCCCCACCGCUCCACCACAUAUCUCUCCUCUAUCUAUCUACUUCUAUCUACUUGGAUGAAAAUAUCCGGUAAUCGGCUUUCGAUACCCACUCAAUCGGUCCUACAAGAAGCAGCUUCCUGAUGAGUUGAGGAAGAGCAGUGUGGUCGGAUAUGGGUUUCUAUUUGUGCGGGGGUAAUCGGAUUAUUGAACGAAUUUCACGUUUAUCAAAGCUGAUCCUCUUACCCGAUCGCUGACUUGCUGACAUCCGGAGACACUUUGUUGUGCAUCUUCUAUUCCACACUUUCGUUGUUGUCUCCUUCAGAAGAAGAGGAUACCACGAUAAUAGAGACGACGUUGUGGUAUGAACCGCUCCCGCUAUUCAUUUGAAACAUCCGCUGCACCGCAAAACGUAUGAAUAUCGGGUGGAGACCGGAGUGAUUUGCCGGUGAUGGAGAUGGAGAUGGACCACAUCGAUGUUCCGGUUUAGGUAGAGGACGGUGGUGGUCGGAUUUUACUCCAGUGAAGCAGGAACCACCGAUUUUUAAUGGAAUGAUCUUGAAGAGGAGAUCGACAGGGAAUAGACCUCUGAUUCCAGUACAUAAACGAAACAUCGACAAAACUGGUUUGAGAAUCAAACGUUACGAUAUUGAGAAUUCAAGUGAUUCAAGUUCAAAACCAUUGAACCCUAACAAUGUUCCGCCGGCGGUGGCGACAGGGCUGGAAGGUCGCCGUGAGCGGAGCAUAAGCACAGGUCGGAGCUCUGGUGGUUACUAUGAACGUUUUCAUAAAUAUAGUCCAGUUGUUCCAAUUACGGUUCUUCAGUUGAAGCUUUCACUUAAUUUUGUGAUUCUAUCUACACAUUUGAACUGGUUCGAGCCUUCAUUUGUUAAUGGCGUCAAGAUCUCACAGUGGGAAUCUAGGGUUUCAGGAAACAUUAAGUUUGGGGUAUUAGAUGUGGUGAAUUGGAGGCAUAGUCGGAAAUUUUCAUUUGAUACAUGA